Molecule: messenger RNA, 1883 nt
Organism: Lolium perenne
Lineage: Eukaryota; Viridiplantae; Streptophyta; Magnoliopsida; Poales; Poaceae
Source: RefSeq, a predicted model, not a curated record
AGUGGCUUCGCUAAAUCUUGGCAUCCACUACUGAAGUACCGAGUGUAUGAGGUGUCUCUCUCACUCUCCCUCUCUUUAAACAUUUCGGGGAGGAAUAAGGAUCCUGAAGUACAGUCUAAGGCUUGUCGGUUCCACAACGCUACAUUAGUUGUACCACAUAAUGGAUCUUAUAACUCUUACUGCUACGAUAGCAGUUUUGUUUCUCACUAUGAUUAUCUUCAGAAAAUUUGUUGCUUCGACACGGGAAACAGCAUCACCCCAGCCACCUGUGGUGGGUGGUGGUUAUCUUCUAACAGCUCUGCAUACACUUCGGACCAAGGGUGUACAACCAGUACUCUAUGAUCUGUAUACAAAUCUGGGCAGUGUGUUCACAAUAAACAUAUUUGGUCUGAAGAAGGUGACUUUCUUGAUUGGGCCAGAGAUCACGGCUCAUUUCUUUCAAGGGCCACAAUCGGAAAUCUGCCUAUCGGAUAUGUAUAAACUCACCGUUCCCAUUUUUGGAAAAGGCCUUUUUCUCGAUGCGGAUUUCACUAGUUAUAUGAAGCAGAUCAAAGUAUGCAGAGAUGUAGUGAAGUCAGCACAUAUGAAGAGCCACGUCGAUUCGAUGGUUCGUGAAGUGGAGGACUACUUCGGAAAAUGGGGUCAAGAAGGCAUCGUCGAUCUAAAGCAUGAACUCGGACAGGUGAUUCUGAUGAUAACAGCCCGAUGCUUCCUCGGGAAAGAGAUUCGUGAGAAGAUGUUUGAUGAAGUCUCUAUGCUUUUACGUGAUGUUUUUGAAAAUGGCACUCACUUGAUCGCCCUUUUCUUCCCAUAUUUCCCAAUUCCCGCUCACCAACGACGUGAUAAAGCACGCGCUAAGUUGGGAGAAAUAUUCAACGAGAUCGUGAGAUCACGUAGGAUCUCACACCAAGCUGAGGAUGAUGUGCUACAAAAAUUUAUAGACUCAAAAUGCAUGGAGAAUGGCCGCCCCAUGACUGACCAUGAGAUCACUGGGCUACUCAUUGGCAUGAUGUUUGCUGGUCAACAUACUAGCUCGAGCGCAAGCUCCUGGACGGGAGCUUGUCUCCUCAACCAUGAAAACUACUUGGCAGCUGCUAUAGAAGAGCAAAAGAAACUCAUCGAACAACAUGGAGAGAACAUCAAUUACAACAUCCUGUUGCAGAUGGGCACCUUACACUUUUCCAUCAAAGAGGCUAUAAGGAUGUACUCUCCAUCAACAAUUAUAAUCCGCCAUGCAAAAAAGAACUUUACUGUACAAACUAGAGAAGGCUACAAAUAUGAAAUACCAAAAGGGCAUACCGUGGCGACCUCUGUAGCGGUUGGCAACAAGCUAUCCUACAUUUAUAAAGAUCCUCACGUAUAUGAUCCAUAUCGGUUUGGUCUAGGGAGAGAGGAGGACAAAGUUGGUGGAAAGUUUGCAUACACAUCAUUUAGUGGUGGAAGGCAUGCCUGCGCGGGAGAGGAGUUUGCAUUCAUGCAGAUACAAGUGAUAUGGAGUUGUUUGCUAAGGAACUUUGAGCUUAAAAUGAUUUCUCCCUUCCCGGAGGAAGAAUACGAUAAACUUAUUCCAGGACCUAAAGGGAAAGUGAUGGUUGGGUACAAGAAACGGCUUCUGCAAGUUAGCCCAUGAAUAAUAAGAUAAUAAGACAAGAAAGCACCUAAUUAUAAUAAAAGUCGUUAUGUGUCUGUGUGUGUAAGUGAGUGGAGGAAUGGUGCAAAAGUUAAAUUGAGAGUCAAAUUAUGUAAGCAGUCAUCUUGUUAUCUAUCCCCUUAUUGUGAAGUACCUGCACAUGAAUAUAUUUAUUUGCUACAUUUAAUAUUUUAUGUCAAUUUAUCAUCACAAACGGUUUAGAAAAUCCCAUAAUAUAGGUGAUUUUUCGUAC